Messenger RNA from Closterium sp. NIES-65, 1494 nucleotides. Lineage: Eukaryota; Viridiplantae; Streptophyta; Zygnematophyceae; Desmidiales; Closteriaceae. The record is from the annotation of a GenBank genome assembly.
AUGAGCAUUUUCACCUUUAUUCCUAGCCCUUUCCCAAACAUCGCAUUUGGACCUAUCGCCUUCCGCGUCCCCCACGCUUCUCCCCACCGUCUCUCACACACCUCCCCACGCACACGCCCACUCUUCCCACCGUCGCCCAAGCUUUCCCCCACCGUCGCUCACGCUUCCCCUUACCGCCGCUCACGCUUCCUCCUGCCUUCCCCCACACCGUCGCUCACGCCUUUCCCCACCUUCCCUCACGUUUCCCCUCUCAUCGCCCACGAUUCCUCCCGCCGUUGCCCACGCUUCGGAGCACCGUCACCCACGCUUUCCCCACCGUCGCCCACGCUUCCCCCCACCGUCGCCCAUGCUUCCCCCCACCGUCGCCCACGCUUCCCCCCACCGUCGCCCACGCUUCCCCCCACCGUCGCCACGCUUCCUCCCACCGUUGCCCACGCUUCCCCCCACCGUCGCCCACGCUUCCCCCCACCGUCGCCCACGCUUCCCCCCACCGUCGCCCACGCUUCCCCCCACCGUCGCCCACGCUUCUCCCCACCGUCACCCACGCCAGCGUCGCCCACCGCCACUACGCUUGCCCUCCCAUCGUCCUCGCUUAGCCUUCCCGCCGACCUCCCUUCUCUCCUCCUCUCUCCACGUCGUCAUCACUCCCCUGCCCAUCACGUUCCCCCUCUUCACCAUCGCUUCUCUACCCAUGCCGCCUACCCUCUCAUCCCGUCCCAUCGCGUGGGGUGUGGGAGGGUGCCGCGUGGCCAGCAGCACCCUUCAGUCGCAUACACGUUCAUUUCCCCUUCCCUCAUCUCCCCAUUCCUCAUCUCCCCUUCCCUCAUCUCCCCAUCCCUCAUCUCCUCAUCCCUCACCUCCCCAUCCCUCUCCUCCCCAGCCCUCUCCUCCCCAUCACACACCUCCCCAUCCCUCAUCUCCUCAUCCCUCAUCUCCCCAUCCCUCAUCUCCCCAAUCCGCCUCACCCCAUUCCUCCCCACCCCAUUCCGCCCCACCCCUUUCUGCCCCACUCUAUUCCACCCCACCCCUUUCUGCCCCACCCCAUUCCGCCCCACCCCUUUCUGCCCCACCCCAUUCCGCCAUGCCAUCCUACUUCUCAUCCCCUUUUCCUCGUUUCCCCAUCCCUCCUUUCCCGAUCCCAUCAUUCCUUCUGCCAACUUUCACAAUUCCACCAUACGGUCAUACCCCAUCCCGCGACCUCCCCGUCACCUCCACCCCGUCCCCUCUCCUCCGUGCUUCUUCCCAUCUUCCGCCUCGCCAAAAGGUUCGUUCUUCACCACCUCCGCUAUCCAUCCCUUUCUAUACCCAUCCCCUCUUCCCCGUCCAUCCUAUCCCCAACUCCUCCCCCUAUCCCUCCUCUCGCGAUCCCUCCUCUACCAAACCCAUCGUUUUCUCAUUCCCUCCUCUCCCCACCCCGUUCCUCCAUGUCUCCCAUCUGCCUUGUCAUUCUUUUGCAUGCUUGCCUCCCUUAUACUUCAGCCACGUCAAAUCUGA